AUGUCCUCACCCCUCCGAAUCGGCGUCCUCCUCGUAGGAACCGUCCAACUCCUCGACCUCUCAGCCGUCGACCUCCUCUACAUGACAACCCCAGAAUACCUACAAGAAUGCUCACUCCCACAGCCACUAGUAGACCUAGGCCGGCCCUGCGAGAUCCACUACAUCGCACACAACGGACCAAACACAACAGUCAAGACGACCUCGCAAAUGUCCAUACAACUAACCGACUCGCUCACAGACUCUGCCGUCUCUCCAGGCAAGCUAGACAUCGUGCUGAUCCCCGGUCCCCCGCCCAAAGCCAUGCCGCCAGCAGAAGAAUACCUCGACUUCGUGCGCGCGCAUUUCGCGGUCGACACGCCCAUCUUGAGUAUCUGCACGGGGGCAUUUGUUAUCGGGUACGCUGGGAUUGUGAAGGGGAAGGAAGUUACCGCGCCGCGGUUGUUGAUUCCUGAGAUGAGGAGGAGGUUUCCUGAGGCGAAGCUUUGGGAUGAUUCGGUUAGGGUUGCUAGGGAUGGGAAUUUGUGGACUAGUGGCGGAAUUACAAACGGACACGAUCUGGUCGCUGGGUACUUGCGUGAACAUUACCCUGCCGCUCUGGUGAAUACGAUCCUCGUUGCUGCGGAUAUUCCUUCCCGUCCGGCGGCAUACGCUAGUUCUGCGACGGGGGAUACUGCCUAUGUGCUCUGGCAGGUUAUUAGGGCGGUUCCGAAUGCAGUGAUUCAGCUGCUUAAGGGGAAGUGA
Molecule: messenger RNA, 741 nt
Organism: Penicillium samsonianum
Lineage: Eukaryota; Fungi; Ascomycota; Eurotiomycetes; Eurotiales; Aspergillaceae
Product: ThiJ/PfpI family protein
Exons: 2
Coding region: 1-741 (246 amino acids)
Source: RefSeq, a predicted model, not a curated record